AUAAUGCAUCUUCUGAUUGGUUGUUCCAUCAGCAUUGUGUUUAGAAUGGAAGCUGGAAUUUGGGACGAGAUCCAAGGUCUCCGAGGCAUUCUGCUCAAAGCUUUUAUCUUUUGAACUAUUCCAUGACGUAACUGCCAUCAGCACAUUUCCAUCGGCUGUCGACCUGGUGUUUCAAGUCGUUUAGGACAUGGAUUUAACGUAAACAUCCGUCCGAAAAGGUGAGCUGCAGCCUAUUCCAGCUGACUUUGGAUGAGAAACUGGGUAUACCCUGGACUGGUCGCCGGCUAAGCACAGACAUGAGUCAUUCCGAUGAAGAUUCUGCUCCAGCCGGCACCGUGCAGAAGAGGAACAUCCAAAUCAUUGAGUGGGAGGACCUGGACAAAAAGAAGUUCUAUUCUUUUGGAGUGUUCAUCACCUUAAGCAUCAGGGCCACAGUCUAUCCGGCCACUCUCAUCCGGACUCGGCUGCAGGUGCAGCGGGGCAAAUCGCUUUACGGUGGCACCUUCGACGCCUUUGUUAAGAUCCUGCGGGCAGAAGGCGUUCGGGGCCUCUACCGCGGCUUUAUGGUGAACACCUUCACUCUCAUCUCUGGCCAGGCGUAUAUAACCACCUACGAGUUGGUGAGGAAGUAUGUCUCCAAGUAUUGCGAGGACAACACAGUCAAGUCGGUGGUGGCGGGUGGCUUGGCUUCCAUGGUGGCUCAGAGCAUCACUGUCCCCAUAGAUGUGGUGUCACAGCAGCUGAUGAUGCAGGGCCAAGGGGAGCACCUCAGUCGCUUUCGCCUCAAUCCGGACUUGCAGACCGGCAAGCCCAAACAAGUGUUGGGCCAAACCAGGAGCAUAGUGGCCCAAAUAUUUGCUGCUGAUGGUUUACCGGGUUUCUACAGGGGAGCCCUCGCUUCUUUACUCACCUACAUCCCAAACAGUGCUGUCUGGUGGCCUUUUUAUCAUUUUUAUGCAGAACAGCUGUCGAAUCUGGCCCCCUCCGACUGCCCUCAUCUUCUUCUACAGGCCACCGCCGGUCCGCUUGCUGCGGCCACCGCCUCCACUGUCACCAACCCCAUGGAUGUCAUCAGAGCCAGAGUGCAGGUUGAAGGUCGCAGUUCAAUCACAGAGACCUUCAGGCAGCUGAUCAAGGAGGAGGGCUUCUGGGGAAUGACCAAAGGGCUGUCGGCCCGCAUCAUUUCAUCCACCCCCACCGCCAUUGUCAUGGUGGUCGGCUACGAGAGCCUAAAGAAACUGAGUUUACGACCGGAGCUGGUGGACUCCAGACACUGGUAGAAACCACGUGGACCGUGUCAGCACCAAACCACUAUAUUUGGAUCGAACAGUUGCGUGCAAUGACUGUCGCACCCACAGUUUUUUUUUUUUUUUUUUUUUUUUAUUUUAUUUUUUUUUAAAUGGGACAGUCAGAUGCUGGUGAAGUGUACACAAGAUCAAGACAGGACACAAAAACUAUCAUACCUCACGUUAUUUUAACAAUAGAACAAUUAAAUUGUUUCAGACCGAUUUUAUUUCCUGAGUCUGAGCAUGAACUGCAUUUUUGCAGUGGUUGAGAGAGUUGGCGUUCUCUACUGUAAAUGUUUGUACAGCAAAUAUAUAGUGGGCCCACAUCUGAAACUGAUUUGUGGGUGUUGGCCUUUUAUUUUUUUUCCGCCUUUUCCCAGGAAAUCAUGACACAAGAUCGAUUUCUUCUUUUCCCUUUGGCCAAGUCAUUAAGUCGUAUGUGUGUUUGUUCUUAACAGUAAAUGACAAAAUGGCAAAUUCCAUGCAACUCAGCAAUCAAUAUAAUAUCUGUCAUUUAUAUUUUAUCAUUGUUUUAUGGUACAAAAGAAAUGGUGCAAUACUGUUUACCAUGAAAGAAUGUAUUAUGUAAUUUUCUUUUGUUGCGUUUCGGUGUUGAUAUUUCCAGAAAAUGUGCAUUUAACUGUCACAAUCAGUCAUUUAAAUUUGUGUGCGUACGUAAAUGUUUUUUGGGAAGGUGGCAAUUUUAAACUACUGUAUAUUGA
Molecule: messenger RNA, 2008 nt
Organism: Phyllopteryx taeniolatus (common seadragon)
Lineage: Eukaryota; Metazoa; Chordata; Actinopteri; Syngnathiformes; Syngnathidae
Product: solute carrier family 25 member 44-like
Exons: 5
Coding region: 297-1280 (327 amino acids)
Biological process (GO): transmembrane transport; branched-chain amino acid catabolic process
Cellular component (GO): mitochondrion
Molecular function (GO): branched-chain amino acid transmembrane transporter activity
Source: RefSeq, a predicted model, not a curated record